ACUCUACAAUUGUUGAAAACAAGUAAACGGCAAUCGUUUAGGCAUUUUAUUAGUAAAAAAAAGUUAUAAAUAAUAAAAAAUGGGAAAAGCUGAGGUGGGUACUCCCAAGUACCUUGCCAACAAAAUGAAGGCAAAGGGCUUGCAGAAGUUGCGCUGGUAUUGUCAGAUGUGCGAAAAGCAAUGCCGCGAUGAGAAUGGGUUCAAAUGCCAUACAAUGAGCGAAUCACAUCAGCGACAAUUAUUGCUGUUUGCUGACUCCCCUGGCAAAUUUCUGCACAGUUUCUCCAAGGAAUUCUCCGAUGGCUAUAUGGAACUGCUGCGUCGACGUUUCGGCACCAAGCGGACCAAUGCCAAUAAAAUCUAUCAGGAAUACAUUGCCCACAAGGAGCACAUACACAUGAAUGCCACACGAUGGCUAACCCUCUCAGACUAUGUUAAAUGGCUUGGACGCACUGGUCAGGUGGUGGCCGAUGAGACGGAAAAGGGCUGGUUUGUCACCUACAUCGAUCGUAGUCCAGAGGCAAUGGAGAAACAGGCUAAAGCCGAUCGCAAGGAGAAAAUGGAAAAGGACGACGAAGAACGAAUGACUGAUUUCAUUGAGAAACAAAUCAAGAAGGCCAAAUCGAAAGAAGGCGACGAAGACGAACAGGAGAAAUAUACUGAACUCAAGCGGGAAUCUGCUGAAGAACCCCUGAAGCUAGACAUACGUUUAGAAAAGAAAUUUCAACCGGAAUCCAUAUUGGGUAAAUCAGCGCUUUUGAGCAAACGUUCCUCAACAGAAGUGGACGAAAAGGUUUUCAAGAAGCCCAAAGUUCCAACAUCGGAGCCUGCUCGUUCAGCUCUGGAUGAUAUCAUCAAGCUUGAAGAGGCGAAAAAGGAGCGAGAGAAUCGCAAAGACUAUUGGCUACACAGAAAUAUUGUGGUUAAAUUUAUUUCCAAAUCCAUGGGCGAUAAGUACUAUAAACAAAAAGCCGUUGUCCAGGAAGUCAUUGACAAGUACAGAGCAAAAAUUAAAUUUCUUGAUACUGGUGAAAAAUUGAAAGUAGACCAAGCCCAUUUGGAAACUGUGAUUCCGGCUCUGGAUAAACCAAUUCUGGUGGUCAAUGGCGCCUACCGGGGCUCGGAGGCUCUUCUCAAAAAACUCGAUGAACGUAAAUACGCAGUGAGCAUUGAAAUAUCACGAGGUCCACUUAAAGGACGAAUAGUCGACAACGUACAGUAUGAGGAUGUAUCGAAAUUAUAUGACGUUUAGUUCCAGUUUUAGUCUAUGUAAAUAAGAAGCAUUAAUUGUAAAAGAAAAAAUAAUAAGUUAAUUAUAGAUUUUUUGAUAUUGUGAA
Molecule: messenger RNA, 1337 nt
Organism: Drosophila willistoni
Lineage: Eukaryota; Metazoa; Arthropoda; Insecta; Diptera; Drosophilidae
Gene: kin17
Product: DNA/RNA-binding protein KIN17
Exons: 2
Coding region: 80-1252 (390 amino acids)
Biological process (GO): DNA damage response; DNA replication
Cellular component (GO): nucleus
Molecular function (GO): double-stranded DNA binding
Source: RefSeq, a predicted model, not a curated record